UAGCCUCAACCUCCUGGCCAUUGUUGCAUUUUGGCUAAGGGCCCUUCCCCUCCUCUCUCAGCAGCCAGAGCAACAGAGUCCCAGAUAAACACCAUCAAGGGCAGCUACUUCCCCACACAGACCCAGCCUUGGGGCUGCUCCGUGGCCCAUGAACCCCAUGAACCCCAUGAAACCCGCGUUCCCCCUGACGCCGCAUGGUGAUGGUUCAUUUGCAUAUGAGUCCGUGCCUUGGCAACAAAGUGCCAACCAGCCUGCAGGGUCGCUCUCGGUGGUAACAACCGUGUGGGGAGUCAGCAACACAUCCCAGAGUCAGGUCCUGGGGAGCACCAUGGGCCCCGGAGGGAACCCUUCCAGCAGCUCCAUGAUGCCCAGCAUGGCGGGCAGCAGCUCCACCCUGAACUCAGCACAGUUCCUCGGGCAGCAAGCAUUUGCUGAGGGCAGCACCAACAAGGGCUAUGUCCAGCAGGGGGUGUAUGGCCGCGGGGGCUACCCCGGGGGCCCCAGCUUCACCACUGGGUAUGCGGGUGGCCCAAGUGGCCCGGGUGGCCUGGGCCUCCCUUCCCAUGCGACUCGGCCCUCCACUGACUUCACUCAGGCUGCCGCUGCUGCUGCUGUGGCUGCUGCCGCGGCCACCGCCACCGCCACCGCCACAGCUACAGUGGCUGCCCUCCAAGAGAAGCAGACCCAGGAACUGAGCCAGUACGGAGCGAUGGGGGCUGGACAGCCUUUUAACAGCCAGUUUCUGCAGCAUGGGAGUCCCCGGGGGCCCAGUGUGCCCCCUGGCAUGAGCCCUCCCAGCAUGGCAGGAGUGAUGGGCCCUACUGGCCUCUCCCCCAUGGGCAUGAACCCCACCCGGGCAGUGGGGAUGACACCCUUAUAUGGAGGACAGCGCCUGCCCCAGCACACACAUCCUGGGCCUGCCCAGGCCCAACCUUUGCCCCGACAGGGGGUCAAAAGAGUCUACUCCGGCGAGGUAUAUCCAGGGCAGCAGUACCUGCAAGGAGGCCAGUAUGCACCCAGCACUGCCCAGUUUGCUCCCAAUCCGGGGCAGCCCCCUGCACCCUCUCCUUACCCUGGACACAGGCUGCCCCUGCAGCAGGGCAUGGGGCAGUACCUGUCAGCCCCCGGCCCCACAGCACUGCACUACAAGUCCACAGACCAGUUCAACGGGCAGAAUACCAACUUCAAUGGCGGGAGCUUCAGCUACAACCAGCCAAGUCUGAGUGGGCCUGCCCGCUCCAUACCCAGCUACCCCAGCUCCCCACUGCCGGGGAACCCCACGCCGCCCAUGACCCCCAGUAGCAGCGUCCCCUACAUGUCUCCAAGCCAGGACAUCAAGUCCCCCUUCCUGCCUGACCUCAAGCCCAACGUGAGCUCCUUGCACCCUUCCCCAUCUGGAAAUGGCCCUUGUGAUGAGCUACGGCUGACCUUCCCAGUGCGAGACGGGGUGGUCCUGGAGCCCUUUCGCCUGCAGCACAACCUGGCUGUAAGCAACCAUGUCUUCCAGCUCCGUGACUCUGUCUACAAAACACUGAUGCUGAGGCCUGACUUGGAGCUGCAGUUCAAGUGCUACCACCAUGAAGACCGACAAAUGAACACCAAUUGGCCAGCAUCCGUGCAGGUCAGCGUGAAUGCCACACCACUCACCAUCGAGCGUGGAGACAACAAGACCUCCCACAAGCCCCUCUACUUGAAACACGUGUGCCAGCCAGGCCGGAACACCAUCCAGAUCACUGUCACGGCCUGCUGCUGCUCCCACCUGUUCGUGCUACAGCUGGUACACCGCCCGUCCGUCCGCUCCGUGCUGCAGGGCCUUAUCAAGAAGCGUCUCCUGCCGGCUGAGCACUGCGUCACCAAGAUAAAGCGCAACUUCAGCAGUGGCACCAUCCCAGGUACCCCUGGGCCCAAUGGAGAAGACGGGGUGGAGCAGACAGCCAUUAAGGUGUCCCUGAAGUGCCCCAUCACCUUCCGCAGGAUCCAGCUGCCUGCCCGUGGCCAUGACUGUCGGCACAUACAGUGUUUCGAUCUGGAGUCGUACCUGCAGCUCAACUGUGAGCGGGGGACUUGGAGGUGCCCCGUCUGCAAUAAGACAGCCCUGCUCGAGGGACUGGAGGUGGACCAGUACAUGCUGGGGAUCCUUAUCUACAUCCAGAACUCUGACUACGAGGAGAUCACCAUCGACCCCACGUGUAGCUGGAAGCCGGUGCCUGUGAAGCCUGACUUGCACCUGAAGGAGGAGCCCGAUGGGCCAGUCCUGAAGCGCUGCCGAACUGUGAGCCCGGCCCAUGUGCUCAUGCCCAGCGUCAUGGAGAUGAUCGCUGCCCUAGGCCCCAGCGCCACCCCCUGCACUCCCCUGCAGGCUGCCUCAGGCCCUGCACCCGCAGACUAUCCUAGCCAGGGUUCCAGCUUCUUGGGACCAGGGAAUUUUACUGAGUCCUUCCCACCCACUACACCCAGCAGCACCCCAACACUUCCUGAGUUCACCCCAGGGCCACCACCCAUCUCCUAUCAGUCUGACAUUCCCAGCAGCCUCCUGACUCCAGAGAAGUCUGUCUCCUGCCUCCCCGGCCAGAUGGCACCAGCAGGCCACCUGGACCCAGCCCACAAUCCUGGGCCACAGGGACUGCACACCUCCAACCUUGGGCCACCCCCUGGGCCACAGCUGCUCCAUCAGAAUCCUCCCCAGCCAUCCCGCCUACCCCUGGGCCAACCAAGCUCAGGUCCUAGCAGUGAGCUGGCCUUUAACCCCACCACUGGUGCGAUGGGGCCCACCAGCAUGUCUGCAACUGGAGAAGCCCCGGAGCCAGCUCUGGAUCUGCUGCCAGAACUGACCAACCCCGAUGAGCUACUGUCGUACCUGGGCCCGCCGGGCCUGCCCACCAACAGCAAUGAUGACCUGCUGUCCCUCUUUGAGAACAACUGACCUGUGGUAACCCUGCUCAGCUGGGUUAGGCUGCCUUCGCGCCACCUACCACCCCUUCACAUGUGCAGCUGCCUGACCCAAGCCUUGGAAGGGGAAGUGGUCCUGGGGACAGUCGGGGCUGCCAGUGGGGCAGCCAGACCCUUCCCACCCUACCAUCAAGGUCCCUGCUAUGAAAACGGUUUUGUUGCAGUGCCUGCCCUGGCCCCACCUUGUCCUUCCACCGAUGCCUGCUACUGCCCACCCUGCAUUUUAUCCCAGUGUUGGCCCUUCUGUUGUGAUUCCUUCAUGACUCGGACAGAGCCCGCCGUCCACCAGGCCUGUGGGCUCCGACGGCUCCUUGGAAGCCUCUGGAAAUGGGAGCAUCAUCUAGAACCACACAUACUGGCCUCCUAGAGGGCCAGGCUCUUCGACUCCAUCGCAUCUAUGGUGUCCUGGCCACUCGGCCCCACCCUAAGCUUUCAGGCCAGAGGCAUAAGGGUGGGGAGAAAGGGAUUCAAGCACAACAGUGUACAUAAUAGUGUGGAAACACUAAAGGCUGGGGGAAAGCUACAUGGAGCCCAGAUGCCUGUGUGCUCUCUGCUCCUCUGGGCAGACAGCUGGGGGAGGGACCCAGGCUCCAGUCCUGGUUGGGCGGGUGGGGUCUCUGCUCUCUUUCCAAGUCCCCUUUUCCAAGAAAGUGAAGAAUUAGUACCUCCCUGUUUUUUAAAACCAUCUUUCCUGAGUCCACCCUGUGGGCUAGAACCCAGGGUGGGGAGCGGAAAGCCAUUGCAUCCUGUUGGCCUGGGGCCCACGAGCCUGCCUGUGAACCGGGCGCCUGUUGUGUCUCCUGUCUGUAUCGACCUCUAUUAAAGGACUCCCUUGUGCGGGC
Molecule: messenger RNA, 3791 nt
Organism: Echinops telfairi (small Madagascar hedgehog)
Lineage: Eukaryota; Metazoa; Chordata; Mammalia; Afrosoricida; Tenrecidae
Gene: ZMIZ2
Product: zinc finger MIZ-type containing 2
Exons: 18
Coding region: 149-2923 (924 amino acids)
Biological process (GO): regulation of transcription by RNA polymerase II; protein sumoylation
Molecular function (GO): SUMO ligase activity; zinc ion binding
Source: RefSeq, a predicted model, not a curated record